AUGGCUUUAUCUACUGUGGAGCACUAUUUGUCGUAUUACUUGCGAGUACUACUACCUCAUUUUUUAUCAUCAAAGACAUCACAUAAAUUAGCAUAUAUUUUUUCUUUGUUUUCUGCUAUUACAUCGGGUUUUAUUGCAUUAAUUUCAUUAUAUUCAUUUCCAUGGCAAGUCAAAUUAAAUUAUACUUCUACACAAAUUAAUAUCAUUUCAAGUAUAGCUAAUUUGGGUGCAUAUUUGACUCCACCUAUCUUAGGUGUGAUUGCUGAUCUUCAUGGUCCUAUCACUUUAAGCUGUUUGGCUAUUCUUGGGUUUGUUCCAAGUUAUUCAUACUUGGCAUAUUCAUUUAAUAAUCCAGAGUUCUCUAUGUCACAAUCUUCUUUUACUGGUUCAGUUUUCUGUUUCUUUGUUAUUGGAAUCUCUACUAGUGCGUUAUAUUUCAGUGCAUUAUUAACUUGUACAAAACUGUAUCCACACAGAAAAUUGCUAUCUAUCAGUUUACCUACUACGUGUAUCGGGAUAUCUAGUCUAAUUGGAUCUCAGGUAUUAAAAUUGGAAACAUUUUGGAUUUAUGAUCCAAUAAACAAUUUAAAAUAUUUGGAUUUAUAUAAGGUGUUUAAGAGUCUAGCACAACUGUACGUUAUCAUUGGUAUUUCGGCAUGGAUUGCUACGGGAACCGUUUCUAUGAUACAGUCUAACGAAAGUUCAGAAUCACAGAAUUUGGAAGAAGAAGAAGUGAUAGAUAGUACACAUAGUAAUAGUGUUGAAAAUACUUCACAUAAUGAGACUGUAGCCUUAUUAAGACCUUCUACAUCCUCUCUUUCAAUUAGUUCAGCAAUGUUGACAGCUCAAGAGAACCAUAAAGAAUCGGAUGUUACGAGAAUAAUGCAUAAAUCUGUCUUUCAUGAUCCAACAUUAUAUUUGUUUGGAGUUACAAUGUUAUUAUCACUAGGUCCAUUAGAAAUGUUUAUUACCGAUAUGGGAUCAUUAGCAAAUGUUUUAUUAGGUGGGAGAGCGCCAUUGCAUGAGAAUUUAUCAAGCUCAUUAAUAUCUCUAUUUGCCAUAUCAUCCACCAUGAUAAGACUUAUUGUUGGGUUGAUAAGUGACUAUUUAAUAUUUAAUAAAAAAUCGUUGAAAUUGAUUCUAUUACUAUUGUUAAGUCUAACUUUAUUUGCUCAGCUAUUAAUUGUUUCAUAUUCUACAAAGUGGCCAGCCAAUAAAGAAUUAAAUAUAUCAAAGAUAUUAAUUGUGGAUUUACUAUUUGGCUGUGUUUAUGGUGGACUUUUCACAAUAUAUCCAACAAUAGUACUCACUGUGUGGGGACAAGCAUCUUUUGGUAGUGCAUAUGGUUCAUUGAUGAUUGCACCUGCAUUGGGUGCCACACUCUCAUGUUUGCAGUAUGCCCAUGUUUAUGAUACUCGUUGUGUGAAAAAUGUAAUAAAUUCAUGUAUUUCACAGGUGUAUUAUUUUGGUACCUUUCAAUUGACAGUUUCAUUAAUAACAACCAUUCUAAUUUUGAAAUCUUGGUACAGAAGAGGAAUUCGUGUAUAA
Arxiozyma heterogenica is the source of this 1548-nucleotide messenger RNA. RefSeq names its product Mch1p (gene MCH1). Gene Ontology annotation, biological process: transmembrane transport. The record is from RefSeq and is a predicted model, not a curated record. The coding region runs from base 1 to 1548 and encodes 515 amino acids. Lineage: Eukaryota; Fungi; Ascomycota; Saccharomycetes; Saccharomycetales; Saccharomycetaceae. The transcript has a single exon. Gene Ontology annotation, molecular function: transmembrane transporter activity. Gene Ontology annotation, cellular component: membrane.